AUGGAAAAAACAACAGUAAGUCCUGAGGUUGAGUUAGGUGAAGAUGUUGAGUGUAAGCCUCAAAUCGGUAUGUUGUUUAAUACAGAACAAGAGGCUUAUGAUUUUUACAACAAAUAUGGAGGAAGUGUUGGUUUUAGUAUAAGGAGAGAUUUUGCAAAUAAGAGCAAGAAAGACAAGACAACCAUAACUUCACGGAGAUUUGCAUGUUACAAAUCUGGUGUCAGGCACAAAGAUAAGAGGGACAUUGACACAAGUAAGCCACGAGCUGAGAUAAGAACAAUGUGCCCGGCAUGGAUGUCCAUAUAUUUGUUAGAGAAUGGGAAAUACAAGUGUUGUGACUUUAUAGAAGAACAUAAUCACAUUCUUCAUCUUCCAAAUACUACUCAUAUGAUGCGUUCACAGAGAAAAAUUUCAGACAUACAUACAUAUGAAAUUGAUUUGGCUGACGAUUCGGGGAUUAAACCUAAGUCCAUGUUUGAGUAUAUGGGUAGGCAUGCAGGUGGGAGGGAGAACCUUGGCUGCACUAGUCAAGAUCAUAAGAACUAUCUCCGAACUAAAAGACAACAUUCACUAGCCUAUGGUGAGCCAGGGAGUUUGUUGAGGUAUUUUGAAAACCAAAGUAGUAUCAAUCAUUCAUUUACAUACUCAAUGCAAUUGGACAAUGAUGAACAGAUAACUAAUAUUUUUUGGGCUGAUCCGAAGAUGAGAAUUGAUUAUGCACAAUUUGGCGAUGUUGUUAGUUUCGACACCACAUUUUGCACAAACAAAGAGUAUAGGCCAUUUGGGAUAUUUGCUGGGUUUAAUCAUCAUAGAGGAGCCAUUAUAUUUGGGGCUGCACUUUUAUAUGAUGAGACAGCUGAAUCUUUCAAGUGGUUAUUUGAGGCAUUUGCGGAAGCACAUGGGCAGAAGAAGCCUAUCACCAUCUUCACGGAUCAAGAUGCUGCUAUGGCAAAGGCAUUAACUGAGUUUGAGGAUGAAUGGCAAAAAUUGCUUAAGAAUUAUGAAGUGGAGAAUAAUUCAUGGUUGCAGCGUAUAUAUGGCUUAAAAUAUAAAUGGGCAAAGUGCUAUAUGAAAAAUACCUUCACAUUAGGUAUGCGGAGUACACAGCUUAGUGAGAGUUUGAACAGUGACAUGAAGGAUUAUUUAAAAUCCACUUUGGACAUUGUGCAAUUUUUUAAGCAUUUUGAACGGAUGGAUUGGGUUAGUGCUUGCCUCAUCAAAAACAAGAAUGAAAGUAAUCUCAUGUCUGAAUUUUUUGUUGGUCUUGUUGAAUCAAAAUAUAUCAAGUGUAUACCUCCAGCUUAUAUUUUGAAGAGAUGGACACGGGGAGCAAGAAGCUUGGUAGUGACAGACAAUAAGGGAAAACAGGUUGAAGAAGAUAGUAACUUAGAUAGUUCACAACGAUAUAGGAGUAUAAUGCCUGAACUUGUUAAAAUGGCAUCACAAGCUUCAAAUUCAGCUGAGGGUUAUGCUUUGGUAAUGCAGGUUACAAAAGAGUUACGUGUACAACUUGAUUGUAUCACAGCAUCUAAUGGCCCACAAGUGGUUGUCCCUGAUGAGGUCCCUAUGUUUGCAGCAGGGUUGAAGAAGAAAGAAAAAUGUCCAAGUGGUAGACGGAAGAAGAACAGGAUAGAAAAACAAGGAAAAAAAAGGAAAAGAACUGAGACAAGAAACACUCAAGUGUCACAAGAAAUUCAUUCAGCUCCUGCCAGAACCAGUGGUACAUUUUCAAUGUCGAAUGUACCAGAUUACCUUCAACAGAUGGAUGACAAUAUUAGCUUCACUUCACUGUUAACGGGAGGAACCUCUAUGUAUGAUCUUUCCUUAGCUGUUGAGGCCUUAGCUCAAAAUGGAAGAGCACCUGGGAAUUAUUUCCUAGGUUAUGAUGGUUCGAAUCCAUCAGGUCUCAAGGAUUGUAGCUUGUGA
This is a messenger RNA of Telopea speciosissima, 1926 nucleotides long. Its product is annotated as protein FAR1-RELATED SEQUENCE 5-like. The record is from RefSeq and is a predicted model, not a curated record. The transcript is spliced from 6 exons. Gene Ontology annotation, biological process: regulation of DNA-templated transcription. Bases 1 to 1926 code for a protein of 641 amino acids. NCBI's taxonomy places the organism in Eukaryota, Viridiplantae, Streptophyta, Magnoliopsida, Proteales, Proteaceae.